Planococcus citri (citrus mealybug) is the source of this 522-nucleotide messenger RNA. RefSeq lists its product as uncharacterized. The record is from RefSeq and is a predicted model, not a curated record. Gene Ontology annotation, biological process: DNA integration. Gene Ontology annotation, molecular function: nucleic acid binding. Bases 1 to 522 code for a protein of 173 amino acids. The transcript has a single exon. NCBI's taxonomy places the organism in Eukaryota, Metazoa, Arthropoda, Insecta, Hemiptera, Pseudococcidae.
AUGUGCCGCAGCUCAGAAAAGCCCUGCAAAAGCUCCAUUACAUCCUUGGACGAGCCUAGCAGCAAUUGGCAGCGCAUUCAUAUCGAUUAUGCCGGUCCUUUUCAAGGGUAUCAUUUUCUAGUCGUCGUUGAUGCGAAAUCAAAAUGGAUGGAGAUUGGCUGUCAGAGAAAUGCACCCUCUUCCGAAUCAACUAUCAAAAUGCUGAAUCAAAUUUUUGCUCGAACUGGAUUCCCUGAAAUAAUUGUUUCGGACAACGCUACUAUCUUCACCAGCGAAACAUUUUCAAACUAUUAUAAAAAUCGAAGUAUUUCUCAGAAACUCAUCGCUCCUGGUCAUCCUGCUACCAAUGGGCUAGCAGAAAGAAACAUUCAAACUCUGAAGAAACGGUUAUCUUCAGCAGACAACUUGCAGCCAAUGAACGAGAAAUUACAACAAAUUCUAAUGCGCUAUCAAGCAAUGCUGUUGAAAAAUGGAAAAUCUCCAGCUGAGUUAUACCUGACUAGACGCAAUUUUUCCAGUUAA